Messenger RNA from Paramuricea clavata, 3805 nucleotides. The record is from the annotation of a GenBank genome assembly. NCBI's taxonomy places the organism in Eukaryota, Metazoa, Cnidaria, Anthozoa, Malacalcyonacea, Plexauridae.
AUCCAUGUUAUUGUUGAACUUUAUCCUUUGUUUCGAAAUAUAAACAGCGCCGUCUGUAAUAUAUAAUUUUGCUUCAAAAUAUAUGCCGUGCAUUUUAUUAUUACAAAAAGCUAGUUCACUUCGCGGGGAGAAAUGAACAAAAUAUGCGUCGUUUAUAAAGCGUUUUUGGCUGCGAUAUGUUGUGGGGUACUUGUAAAUGGAUUUGAACAUGACACGUUUUGGGGCGAGAAAGGUUUGUAUAUGGAUGUUACAACUAUAUAUAUUCACCGAAUUGUCGAGCGCUUUAUUUUAAAGCCUGCUUUUUAAUUCGUUGUGGUAAUCAUUUAAUUAAUACGGUCAUUGUGGACUUAUGUGGUCAACGCACUGAUUUGUAAAGACGGGUUUGCGGUUGAGAUAUCGCAAGCCUUGCGCCAAGGAUUUCAUUUCGCAAAGAAGACACCGACUAUAUAUUAUCAAUGAUCCGACGGGCCAACGGCGAUUAGACACACACCGCGUAUUAAAGCGGACUGCGACGACGGCUCUUUGACAAACUAUCUUUUUUUGCCGCCAACUUUAUCCAGACAGCCGAUCAAUCCGUGUCUAAUAGAUGCGGUCUCUGUGCAUGGCCUGCCGACUAUGCAUAUUUGAAAUGCUUAAAACACGGCCAUGCCGUUCUGUUUGCGUUUCAAUUUUUUAUCUGACACGUAAAAAUCUCACAACUUGUCAUGCAACAGGCUUGUAGCAAGCUUGUCAACAAGUUGUAACAAUGUUGUCAUUUUAUCAAGUUACUACAAUGUUGUCACUCACAACUUGUUGACAAAUUGUUGAAUUGCAGGGGCCCGGUUGUAGCUAUAAAACUCUUAAUCACUUUUUAGUCACUAUUUUGUAGUUAAGUAGUAUUAACUCUCAAAUACGCGCUUCUUAUUGGAUGACGUUUCCACUGACUGUAGUUAACUUUAAAGUGUCUAUGACACGAAAUUUCACCCCAAAGGUUUGUGGUUGCAUGCAUUGUUCAGAUCACUUAAAAUGACUUAAUAAUAUCUUUUAUAGAAUUUUGAUAACUUGCUCCCUUUUCAAGAUAUUCAACUUUGUUCCAUAUGCAAAUAUCACCGGUGUGACAUCACAUCGCAUAAUGAGUUUUCAGAAAGGUAUAGUUUUCUUGACGAAUACGUAUCUAAAAAACUUAAAAAUUGCCCUUGUAUAUGUAUUAAUUUCAUAACUGGCAAUUAACCCUCUGUAUUUGUUUGUAAAAAUAUUUUAUCAAGGUAAAAUAUUGCGUUUUCAAAAUGUCAUUAUGCGAUGAGAUGUCACAUAACCGAUGAUAUUUGCAUAUGAAACAAAGUUGAAUAUCUUGCAAAGCAAGCAAGUUACCAAAAUUCUAUAAAAGAAAUUAUUAAGUCAUUUUAAGUGAUCUUUACAAUGCAAUCAUAAACAUUUGGGGUGAAAUUUCGUGUCAUAGGCACUUUAAUCGCUCUUAUAUACAACCGGCCCAAGGACGGUCCAUAACAAGUUGUUGGAACAACUUGCAACAAGUCUGUUGAGUUCAACAACCUUGUAGCAAAUUGUCAACGAGCUGGGAACAAGCAGUGCGAACACAUCUUGCUGACGAGUUGUUGGGAUAGGAUUGCUACAGUAGUCUGCUGUAGGUUUGUUACAACUUGUGCGUUUUCACGUAUGCAUGUAUAAAGAUAAAAAUAUUAGUGUGUUUUGGUUUACGAAACCAAAUAUCAUCGAUAUGAUGAAAGAUGUAUCAAAUAUAGUAUCGUUUCGCUUACCCAUAGCCUAUCGAAGGGAAGAUGGCUGUGAAACUCAAUAGAAUAACAAUAUAACUCAUUAUCUAUGUUGGGCAACGUUUAUUCAUAAAUCUGGUCCUUCACCGUCACGUGUGUAUUGUAUUCUUGCCCAACUAACCAAUAGCAAUGUUUCAGGAAAGUCACCUAAUAGGGGAACUGGAAAUUGCUAUUGGUCGAUUUGGUAAAAAUACAAUACACACGUGACGGUGAAACGACCAGAUUUAUGAAUAAACGUUGAGUUAUAUUGUUAUUCUAAUGAGUUUCACAGCCAUCUCCCCUUCGAUAGGCUAUGGCUUACCUCGAGGUAAAACGUCCCGUAGCUGGUGACGAAGAUUUCGAAGCCAGCGAAAGAAAAAUAUAAAAUUAUACAAUCUUCUUUCUUUUCUAAAAUUCUCAUCCAUUCUUCUUCAGCUCCAAAAGGUUGUGUUCCCUGUCCUAAAAACAAAGAAGGGUUAUUCGACACACCGAUCUGUGGUACAAAUAAAGUAGCCUACAAGAAUCACUGUUAUCUACGACUGAGGAAUUGCAUCGCGAAAUUACUACGAAAAUCAUUUGUGCAACCUUCGAAAAAACCUGCCUUAUGUGGGUAAGUUGAUAGAUCUGAUUUCAAGAUUCGUAUAUACAUGUGAGGAAGAGUCAAAUUCAAGGAUUUUCCAAGGACAUUCAACUAUUCAAGGCCAUGUAUCGGCAAAUUCAAGGACUAAAUACUGCAGAAAAGGGGUUAGAAAUCAGUAAAAUCUGACGUUGAAUUGUUCAAAACGCAACUUUAAUGAUUUCAAACAGCUUUGUCAUGAGCUAUGAUGAACAUGCAAAAUGAAUUCAACAAAAUGUUCGUUUUUGAAUGUCAAACAAUUUCAGAAAAUAUCCAAAAACUAAAGCAAGAACAAUUUAAGGACUUUCACGUACUUCUUUACAAAUUCCAGGAUAUUCAAGGCUUUGAAUUUUGUUUUCAAAUUCAAGGACAUUCAAGGACUUUCAAGUUUUGCGUGAACCCUGUGAAUUAUACAUUAUAUAUAGUGAACUAUAUAGAGAGGAAAGUGACCCGCUAUACACACGCAAAAAUUAAUCUCACAACUUCGGUAGCAAGUGCGCCAACAUGCCAUCAACAAGUUGUGUUCGCACUGCUUGUCCCAAGUUGUCAACAAGUAUGGAACACAACUUGUUAACAGUUGUAAUCGACCUUGUUGAUAUUAGACAGGUUUAGAUCGAGGACGCGGACGACAAGGACGACGUGAAAAUGGCGUCAAAAUGGCGUCCUCAAUCUAAAUCUGUCUAUUAUCAGACUUAGUGCACGGUUGUUCCAACAAGUACUAUACAGUUCAUGAUAUAACAAUAUUGUUACAACCCCGUGUCAUCAUAACAUUGUAACAUUCUUGUUAUAUCAUGACUGUAUCAGACUUGUUGGAACAACCUUGCAACCAACCUCGUACCCAGGGCCUGCCCGGCGUUCCCGCCCGAUUUUUUAAUAUGGCUGCCAAUCUCGUUCCCCGAGCCUGCGAUCCUCGGGAAGGAACCGAAGGCUCUGGGAUAAUCCGUUUCAGGGAGGAAUCUGAUUGGCCAUUGAUAUGGAAUGCGUAGUUCAAUCUUAGCCAUGAUUCUUGGCUUCGGGUAACGGAUUAUCCCAGAGCCUUCGAUUCCUUCCCGAGGAUCGCAGGCUCGGGGAACGAGAUUGUAUGGCUGCCUUCAACUCGCGUCUAGCCCUGGUUAUGAGGUUGCCUUGUAACAAGUCUGAUAACGCCAUCAAGCUUGUUAUAAGUUGUUAACAGCUUGUUACAAACUUGUUCCAACAACUGGGAACAAGCAGUGCGAACCCUAUAUAGUUUCAGAGUUGAUAUAAAUAUUCAUUUUUAUUUCAGAUUGCGAAUGCAAAUGUUUGACACGUGGAAAACCACUUGGCCAUGAUUUCAGUGAACACUUCCUUCAUAAACAUUUUCUCAAAAUCCUUUCUAUUUUUGCACUUUGUAAGCAUGUACUCGUAAUAUUUCAUUUUGUAAAUUAUCAAACAUUUCUUACGUAACAGCAUUAAAACCUGA